Messenger RNA from Nanorana parkeri, 360 nucleotides. It is a transcript of the gene CMC2, whose product is annotated as C-X9-C motif containing 2. NCBI's taxonomy places the organism in Eukaryota, Metazoa, Chordata, Amphibia, Anura, Dicroglossidae. Gene Ontology annotation, cellular component: mitochondrion. The coding region runs from base 124 to 360 and encodes 78 amino acids. The record is from RefSeq and is a predicted model, not a curated record. The transcript has 4 exons.
AUGGCGACGAGUAGCCCCGCCUAUCGCUUCUUCCAUUGGAAGAGCGAGCUGUGAUUGACACGCCACGCGGCCGGUUACGGAAGAGUUUCCUGAUGUUAUGUAAAAAUUGCUCCUUAAUAUAAGAUGCAUCCAGACUUGUCACCCCACCUUCACACUGACGAGUGUAAUGUGAUUAUCAAUAUGCUGAAGACGUGCCAUAUCGAGAACAAAUUUUUGAAAUUUUUGGGACAUUGCAACGAUAUAGAUCGAGAGAUGAGAAAGUGUCUUAGGAAAGAGUAUGAAAAUAACAGAAAUGAAAGCCGUGCCAGAGCAGAGAGAAUGAAACAGAAACUCUCAGAAGCCGUUCCUGAAAGACAUUGA